AUGUCCGCCACAGCCGGCCAGACCGGUGGCCAGACGGAGACGAUGCGGCACCGCUCCGGCGGCUACCUGCCCAUCGAAAACUACGGCAUCAUCGGCAACAUGCACACAUGCGCUCUGGCCGGCAUGGACGGUAGCAUAGACUUCAUGUGUUGGCCCGACUUUGACUCGCCCUCGGUCUUCUGCCGUUUGCUGGAUAAAGACAAGGGUGGCUACUUCUCCAUCGCCCCGCCCUCGUCUCUGCCCUGCACUACCAAGCAGCAGUAUCUGCCGUCCAGCAACAUCCUGCAGACGCGCUACAUCCAUGAGGACGGUGUCGUUGACCUCGUCGACUUCUUCCCUCGCCCAAAGCACAACGCUGUCGUGGCCAGGACCCCAACCCAGACUGCCUACCGUGAGAUGACCACCGUCCCCGACGAGCUCAAGAAAUGGCUGGUCAGGAGAAUCGAGUGCAUCCGCGGCCGGCUGGAGCUCGACGUAGAGGUCUUUCCGGCUUUUGGGUACGCCAAGGAGCCGCACGUCACCGAGGUCGUGGAGUCGAUGCAGGGUCAUGGCGACGGGCACUCCCAGAGCAAAACGGUAACGUUUCAUAGCAGCAACUUGAAGCUGCAGUUGGAUGUGACGAUGGACUGCGGGGAUGGUGAUUAUGGCGGCGGCGGCGGCAAAAAUGCACAUGUGGCAUGCCCCGUGGUGGCCUUCAAAAAGGUCAAGCAACCAGGUAUGCUGAGCGAGGGCGUCGUUGCCCGCGUCACCCUUACCGAAGGUCAGGCCGUCUCCUUUGUGUUGCGUGAGGAUAAACCCAACCACGUGACGGAAAAUAUCACGACGGCAGUUGUGGACGCCCAGCAACACAGCACGCAGAGCUACUGGUACAACUGGAUCUCAAAGUCUAAGUACCGGGGCAGGUGGCGCGAGGUGGUCAGCCGGAGCCUUAUGAUCCUGAAGCUGCUUACCUACGAGCCGACGGGCGCGAUAGUGGCCGCGCCGACCUUUUCGAUACCAGAAGACAUUGGUGGCGUGCGCAAUUGGGACUACCGGUUCUCGUGGGUCCGCGACUCGAGCUUUACCAUCUACAUCCUGCUACGCCUUGGAUAUAAGGAGGAGGCCGACGCGUACAUGGAAUUCAUUAGCGAGCGGAUACUCAAGUCUCGCGCUCCGGAUGGCGGUCUGCCCAUUAUGUUCACAAUCAGGGGCGAGACCGAGAUUCCCGAGUUAGAGCUAAGCCACCUGGAUGGAUAUCGCGGGAGCAAGCCCGUGCGGAUCGGGAACGGAGCUGCAUUCCACCACCAGUUCGAUAUCUAUGGUGAACUGAUGGAUGCAAUCUAUCUAAACAACAAGUAUGGCAAGCCGGCCACAUGGGAUCAGUGGGUUGCGGUGCGGAAACUCUUGGAUUAUGUCUUGACCAUCAUGCAUGAACCGGACAUGUCGAUAUGGGAAGUGCGCAACAACAAGCAGAAUUUUGUCUAUUCCAAAGUCAUGUUGUGGGUAGCUUUCGACAGGGGCUUGCGCCUGGCCGAAAAGCGCAUGUUCCCGUGUCCCAACCGAAACAAGUGGCUCGAGGCUCGCGAUUCUCUGUACGAGGAAAUCAUGGAGAAAGGCUACAACACCCAGAUGAAAUCCUUCAUUCAAAGCUACGAGAAUAAUACAAUGAUCGACUCGUCCAUCCUCAUUGCCCCGCUCGUCUUCUUUAUUUCGCCGAGUGACCCGCGGUUCAUCAACACCAUGGAACGCAUCUUGCUUCCGCCGGAGAAGGGCGGCCUGACGAGCACAGGGCUGGUGUAUCGCUACGACACCGAACUCUCCGAUGACGGCGUAGGCGGCAGAGAGGGCGCAUUCAGCAUGUGCACUUUCUGGCUGGUGGAGGCCAUGACACGAGCGGGCGUCUACGAGCCCAAGUACAUUGUACGCGCCAUCAACCUCUUUGAGAACAUGCUGAGCUUCAGCAACCACCUCUGCAUGUUCAGCGAGGAGAUUGCAAGGUCGGGUGAGCAGCUGGGUAACACUCCCCAGGCAUUUAGCCACUUGGCCCUGAUCAGUGCUGCCUUCAACUUGGAUCGAGCCACCGAGUUCCAAAUGAGGCAUUGA
Pyricularia pennisetigena is the source of this 2082-nucleotide messenger RNA. RefSeq lists its product as uncharacterized. Gene Ontology annotation, molecular function: hydrolase activity, hydrolyzing O-glycosyl compounds. Bases 1 to 2082 code for a protein of 693 amino acids. The record is from RefSeq and is a predicted model, not a curated record. The transcript has 5 exons. NCBI's taxonomy places the organism in Eukaryota, Fungi, Ascomycota, Sordariomycetes, Magnaporthales, Pyriculariaceae. Gene Ontology annotation, biological process: carbohydrate metabolic process.